Messenger RNA from Cuscuta europaea, 763 nucleotides. The record is from the annotation of a GenBank genome assembly. Lineage: Eukaryota; Viridiplantae; Streptophyta; Magnoliopsida; Solanales; Convolvulaceae.
AGUAAGCCUUAUGAGGGUGUUAGCGAAUCGGAUUGGGAAUAUCUAUGUAAUUGUUGGAGCGACCCUUCAUAUCUGCAAAAAGCUUUGAAGAAUGCUGAGUCAUGUAAGAAAAGAAAAUGGAUUUCUAGAAACGGAUCUAAAAGUACAGCACGCCAUCACAUUAGUCGUGGGGUUGACUUAAAUGCUCCUGUUGGUCAUAUUGAGACGUGGCGUCUCCGUCAUUGGCAUCCAGAACGUGGUUGGGUAUCUGUAGAAGCUGAAUCUAAAUAUGAAGAAAUUAUGGAAUUGAGAAGAGAAAAAUCACCUGAAGAUUUAACUGAUAAACAAAUAUUAGAGAAGGUGCUUGGACGAGAAUCUGUUCGUCUAUUUGGUUGGGGACGGUCUCCCACUGGGUCCAAAAGAAGCAAAGGUGAUUCAAAUAUUCCAACUUAUACUCAAUUGAUGGAUCGUGUUGGAGAACUUUAAGGCACUGUUGAAAUGAUGAAAAAGUUGUUGAUUGAGAAGAAUAUUAUGCCUCCCAUGUCACAUGUUCCUUUAGAUCAUUGUUCAGUACCGCUUAAUCGUGGGUCAUCCUCUAUUGAUCGAGGCCAGCAUGUUGACGGUUAUGAGGACUCUACUUCUGAAUAUGAUAAUAUUGUAUAGAAGCAAAAUUCAUAUUAGACUUAAUACUUUGUAUUGCGGCACCAGCUAGUUAAUGUUUUAUUUUGUUUGGCAGUUUUUGAUUAGCUAAUACUUUGUUGAAAUUGAAUAUUUUAGUUUGAAC